Monodelphis domestica (gray short-tailed opossum) is the source of this 7452-nucleotide messenger RNA. RefSeq names its product structural maintenance of chromosomes 1A (gene SMC1A). Gene Ontology annotation, biological process: sister chromatid cohesion. Gene Ontology annotation, molecular function: ATP hydrolysis activity; protein binding; ATP binding. Lineage: Eukaryota; Metazoa; Chordata; Mammalia; Didelphimorphia; Didelphidae. Gene Ontology annotation, cellular component: nucleus; chromosome; meiotic cohesin complex. The record is from RefSeq and is a predicted model, not a curated record.
UGGCAGGGGAGGAGGAAAGUGAAAAAAGAGCGCGAAAGAGAUAGAGACAGAGAAACAGAAACAGCGAGACAGUCUGGGGGGGAGGGGAAGAGUAGGAAGGAAGUAGGGAGUGGUGAGAUGGAGAGGAAGAAGGAGCCCGGGUCCCGAGAGAUAAACAGCUGCCUGUCUGUUGAGAAGAGGCGGGUAAAGGAAAUAGGAACAGAAGUCUGGAGAAGUGCUAAACCAAGGAGAAGUAGCAAAGAACCACUCCUGCUUCCUCCUCCCCCUCCUUGUCAGUCUGCACAUGCGCACGGGACACAUUGGGCGGGCACGACAGAAGACUGGGUGACGUAAAGGGACAGUCCCUAGAGCUUCGCCCAACUCAUUGGCGCAAGCGCAGAAGGCGAGCAAGUACUGAGGACGCUGGGAGCGGGCGGGGUUAUCUCCCCCGUCCCUUCCUGGGUUUACGAGCUCAGAAGAGCACCAAGCCGAGAAAAAUCAGGAGAGAGAGAAAGAGAAUUGGCUUCACCCUGCUCAUCAGUGCACACCAGGAGGCAGGCGAGUACUGGAAUCUGGGGGUUUAAUUGGAGCCCGCUUGUCUUUUCCGAUAAGCGCGCGCGCGCUGGCUGGGACUCACGGAGACGCGCACGGCUCGUCUCGCGAGAUUUGAUUCGCGCCCGGGAUCUGGGUGGUUGUGUUUGCUGCGGACCCUCUUUGCUGCCGCGCGCCUGCCUCCCUCCGCCCCCGCGUUCUCCUGGUGUUGCAGCCCCGCGUUGCCUCCCAUUGCAUCACCAUGGGCUUUCUAAAAUUGAUCGAAAUCGAGAAUUUCAAAUCGUACAAGGGUAAGCAGAUCAUCGGGCCUUUUCAGAGGUUCACAGCCAUUAUCGGGCCUAACGGCUCAGGGAAGUCGAAUCUUAUGGACGCUAUCAGUUUCGUGCUGGGUGAAAAGACAAGCAAUUUGCGUGUAAAGACCUUGAGGGAUCUGAUCCAUGGGGCCCCCGUGGGCAAGCCUGCCGCCAAUCGUGCAGCAGUCAGCAUGGUGUAUUCUGAGGACAGUGGUGAAGACCGCACUUUUGCCCGGAUAAUUGUGGGGGGCUCUUCAGAAUACAAAAUCAAUAACAAGGUAGUCCAGCUACUUGAAUACAGCCAGGAGCUGGAGAAACUGGGUAUCCUCAUCAAAGCCCGAAACUUCCUGGUGUUCCAGGGUGCUGUAGAGUCUAUCGCUAUGAAGAACCCCAAGGAGCGGACAGCCUUGUUUGAGGAGAUUAGCCGCUCAGGGGAACUGGCCCAGGAAUAUGAUAAGCGGAAGAAGGAGAUGGUAAAGGCUGAAGAAGAUACCCAGUUUAAUUACCACCGAAAGAAGAAUAUUGCAGCUGAGCGUAAAGAAGCCAAGCAAGAGAAAGAGGAGGCUGACCGAUACCAGAGGCUGAAAGAUGAGGUUGUUCGUGCACAGGUGCAGCUGCAACUGUUCAAACUGUAUCACAAUGAAAUGGAGAUUGAGAAACUAAACAAGGAACUCACUUCCAAGAACAAAGAGAUUGACAAGGAAAAGAAGCGGAUGGACAAAGUGGAAGAAGAGCUAAAGGAAAAGAAGAAAGAGCUGGGCAAGAUGAUGCGGGAGCAGCAGCAAAUUGAGAAGGAGAUAAAGGAGAAAGACUCAGAGCUUAACCAGAAGCGGCCCCAAUACAUUAAAGCCAAGGAAAAUACUUCACACAAAAUUAAGAAACUGGAAGCUGCCAAAAAGUCUCUACAGAAUGCCCAGAAACAGUAUAAGAAGCGAAAAGGAGAUAUGGAUGAACUUGAAAAAGAAAUGGUAUCAGUAGAGAAGGCAAGACAAGAAUUUGAAGAUCGAAUGGAGGAAGAGAGCCAGAGCCAGGGGCGGGACCUGACUCUGGAGGAAAACCAAGUAAAGAAGUACCACAGGCUGAAGGAGGAAGCCAGUAAAAGAGCAGCCACCUUGGCCCAGGAGCUAGAAAAAUUCAAUCGUGACCAGAAGGCUGACCAAGACCGACUGGACUUAGAGGAGCGAAAGAAAGUUGAGACUGAGGCCAAGAUCAAACAGAAACUGAGGGAAAUUGAAGAGAAUCAAAAGCGAAUUGAGAAACUGGAAGAAUACAUCACCACCAGCAAGCAGUCUCUGGAGGAACAGAAAAAACUAGAGGGAGAACUAACUGAGGAGGUUAAGCUGGCUAAACAGCGCAUUGAUGAAAUCAACAAGGAGCUGAAUCAAGUGAUGGAGCAACUUGGUGAUGCCAGAAUAGACCGACAGGAGAGCAGCAGACAGCAAAGAAAGGCAGAGAUAAUGGAGAGUAUCAAACGCCUCUACCCUGGUUCUGUUUAUGGCCGUCUCAUUGAUCUAUGCCAGCCAACACAGAAGAAGUACCAGAUUGCUGUAACUAAGGUGCUGGGCAAAAAUAUGGAUGCCAUCAUUGUGGACUCUGAGAAAACUGGCCGGGACUGUAUUCAAUACAUCAAGGAACAGCGUGGGGAGCCUGAGACCUUCUUACCACUUGACUACCUAGAGGUGAAACCAACAGAUGAGAAGCUUAGGGAACUGAAGGGGGCCAAGCUGGUAAUUGAUGUUAUUCGCUAUGAGCCACCACACAUCAAGAAGGCUCUACAGUAUGCCUGUGGCAAUGCUCUGGUAUGUGACAAUGUUGAAGAUGCCCGCCGCAUUGCUUUUGGUGGCCACCAGAGACAUAAGACAGUUGCACUAGAUGGGACACUCUUCCAAAAGUCUGGUGUCAUCUCUGGGGGAGCAAGUGACCUCAAAGCCAAGGCCCGCCGAUGGGAUGAGAAAGCAGUUGACAAACUGAAGGAGAAGAAAGAGCGCCUCACGGAGGAGCUGAAGGAACAGAUGAAAGCUAAGAGGAAGGAGGCUGAGCUGAGGCAGGUACAGUCUCAGGCUCAUGGCUUACAAAUGAGGCUCAAGUACUCCCAGAGUGACCUGGAACAGACAAAGACCCGGCACCUUGCACUUAACCUACAGGAAAAGUCCAAGCUAGAGAGUGAGCUAGCUAAUUUUGGACCCCGUAUCAAUGACAUCAAAAGGAUCAUCCAGGGCCGGGAACGAGAGAUGAAAGAUUUGAAGGAAAAGAUGAACCAGGUAGAAGAUGAGGUAUUUGAGGAGUUCUGCCGAGAAAUUGGAGUUCGCAAUAUUCGUGAAUUUGAGGAAGAGAAAGUGAAGCGGCAAAAUGAAAUAGCCAAGAAACGGCUUGAGUUUGAGAACCAGAAGACUCGCCUGGGUAUUCAGCUAGAUUUUGAGAAAAACCAGCUAAAAGAGGACCAGGAUAAGGUUCAUAUGUGGGAGCAGACAGUAAAGAAGGAUGAGAAUGAAAUUGAAAAGCUCAAAAAGGAGGAGCAGAGACACAUGAAAAUAAUCGAUGAAACCAUGGCCCAGCUACAGGACCUUAAGAACCAGCAUCUGGCAAAGAAAUCUGAAGUCAAUGACAAAAACCAUGAGAUGGAGGAGAUCCGAAAAAAGUUGGGUGGGGCCAACAAAGAAAUGACCCACUUACAAAAGGAGGUAACCGCUAUUGAGACAAAGUUAGAGCAGAAGCGGAGUGACCGGCACAAUCUGUUGCAGGCCUGCAAGAUGCAGGACAUCAAGCUGCCCCUGGCCAAAGGCACCAUGGAUGACAUUAGUCAAGAAGAGGGGAGCUCCCAAGGGGAGGAGUCUGGGAGUGGCUCUCAACGAACCUCCAAUAUCUAUGCCCGUGAGGCCUUGAUUGAGAUUGACUACAGUGACCUCUGUGAGGACCUCAAAGAUGCUCAGGCUGAAGAGGAGAUUAAACAGGAGAUGAACACAUUGCAGCAAAAACUGACUGAACAGCAGAGUGUGCUGCAGCGCAUUGCAGCACCUAACAUGAAAGCCAUGGAAAAACUGGAGAGUGUGCGGGACAAGUUUCAGGAGACAUCAGAUGAGUUUGAGGCAGCUCGAAAGCGGGCCAAAAAAGCUAAGCAUGCCUUUGAGCAGAUUAAAAAGGAACGCUUUGAUCGCUUCAAUGCCUGUUUUGAGUCUGUGGCUACCAACAUUGAUGAGAUCUACAAAGCCCUGUCCCGAAACAGCAGUGCUCAGGCCUUCUUGGGGCCUGAGAACCCAGAGGAACCCUACCUAGAUGGGAUCAAUUACAACUGUGUAGCCCCUGGCAAACGCUUCCGACCCAUGGACAACCUGUCUGGUGGGGAAAAGACUGUAGCAGCUCUUGCUUUGCUUUUUGCCAUCCAUAGCUACAAACCAGCUCCUUUCUUUGUCCUAGACGAGAUUGAUGCUGCAUUAGAUAACACCAAUAUUGGCAAGGUUGCCAACUAUAUAAAAGAACAGUCAACUUGCAACUUUCAAGCUAUUGUCAUUUCACUGAAGGAAGAAUUUUAUACGAAGGCCGAGAGUCUGAUUGGUGUCUAUCCUGAGCAAGGGGACUGUGUUAUCAGCAAGGUACUGACAUUUGACCUUACCAAAUACCCAGAUGCCAACCCCAACCCCAAUGAGCAGUAGUUUGGCCUAGGGAAAUAGGGUGGUACCUCAGAGCUGUAGACCAGGAUUAAUUAUCCUAAUUGUCCAAUUUGUUAAAUAAUCAUGUUGCAGGCCUGUGAGAUACAGGAUAUCCAUCCUAUUAUACAGAAUCAUGGUCUUAUUACCAUUUAAGAAAACAAAGCUGUAUGGGGGAGGGGGGGAGGGGGUUUGCAUCUCAGCACUGGGAUAGGGGGAAGUUAGCCUUGUUACUCCUCUCCAGUCCUAACCUCAGUGGGUUCUAAGAAUUAUGUUCUACCUUGAAAUAGUUGGGAAUUUUUCUUUUAGAAUAGAGGUUCUUAAUCUGGUAUCUGUGAACUUAUGUGUGUUUUUUUAAAUAUUUUGAUAAAUGUAUUUCAAUAUAAUUGGCUUUCUUUGUAUUUUAUUUCUACGUAUUUUACACAUUUUAAAACAGAAAUGUAGGAUGGGGUCCAUAGGCUUCACCAGCCUGCCAAAAGGGUCCAUAAUAAAAAUAAGUUUUAGAUCUGUUUUAGAAAGGUGGGAAAUUCCCAGUGACAUGUGGCUGUGGGCAGUGUAUAUGGGCUCAAUCAAAAUUAUAUUCCCCAGAAAAUUAUCCCAGACAACUCAUUUUCCAAAAAGAAUAGAUGUUGUCUAAACUCCCCAGUUUUUAUUUAGAGUCUAGAACUAAAAUAAUUAUGUAGUAUAUGUUAUCAGCAGAAUUAAAAGAAUUAUUGCUCAUAAGAAAGCCUUUGUUGGUGGUGAUGAAAAGCAAUGUGGUAUAAUAAAAGGAGCACUGAGACACAAGUUCUAAAUUUUCUAGUGGGUAAAAUGGGAAUAAUAUUAGGGUGUCCCAGAACUACUGAGAACAGUUCUUAGCUAUUCAAGCUCAAAGCUUCACUAAUACUUUUGGGGUUCCCUAUAUAUUCUCAUAUGUUGUCAUGAUGUUUUUUAUGAUCCUAUGAAACAAAUUUGUAAAUAGUAAAACUGUAAUUAUGAGUUGCUUAAAGAGUAGAUUAUUACAACCAAAAAAAAAAGUCAUGUGAAUCAUAGGUUUAAUAGUCUGCCAUUGGUUCUUUUCCACUCCUAGUAAUUUUUAUUACUCCUUAUUAAAUGUCACAAACCUAGAUACCACAAAAGGGUGGGAUUUCAUUAUAUUUUUCAAUUGUAUAACAAAAAGUAGGCCAGAAAAACUCAAAAUGGAAAAGCCACCUUCAACAUCAUUUAUAAAUACAAAUAACAGAAAGGCUGUAAUCCUCAUAAAAGAUAUUUUGCUGUGUCUACUAACUCAGCAGCAAAUUUAAAUUUAUGGAAAUAAGAUGAAAACAAAAAGAUAAAAAAGGUAAGCAAUGGCUAGAGAAAAAAGAACAAUAUAAGCAGUUCAGAAUUUGGCAUAGGAAGACUUCUUUAAUAUCCACGUAAACAUUUUGAUAGUUCUUUAAUCUCUUUGGGUCAAAGUUUCCUCAAUUGUAAAAGGAAGAGCAUAGACUUUGUGACAUUAGGGGUCCUUUCCUGCUCUAGGUCUGUGAGCAUAAGAAAAGGUUUAAAAAAUCAAAGAAAACCAAAAUUUCAUGAUCCAGGAGGAUUUUUACAUACAGAAAUUCCAUUCAAAAUAACCUGGGAGUAUCUACUAUAUAAAAACACCUCAGACUUUAAAGGGAAUUACAACACUGAAAAAAUAAAGAAUGACAAAAUUCAUUUGGAAGAGCAGAAUAUGUAGAAUUUGAAGGAAAUGUGGGAGAAAAGUAGACAUGAAGGGUGAGUAUCAUUUCCAUACCUCACAUUAUAUUAUAGAGCAGUAGAAGUUUUGUGAAACAGACUAGAUGAAGAAUCAGAAAUAACCCAGUAUGGAAUGAGUCCGAGGGUACAAAUUGAGAAAUAUCUCUGUUGACAGAGGGCUGGGAAAAUUGAAAGGCAGUUUGGCAAAAAUUAGUCUUAGUCCAUCAAACACCUUAUAUGUGUGUGACACAAUAAGCUCAAAAAUGGAUAUAAAAGAACAUCCCUUAAAAAAGAAGGCAAUGAAAUCAAAUAUCCCUCACAGGGAAGAAUAAUGCAUAGAAGUGACUGUAAAAGAAAAAAUAGUAUCAUUUACAUUAAUUUGAAAAGCUUUUGUAUGACCCAUGAUCUCUGUAAGAAAACAUUGAUGGGCAGGUGGGAGAGUGUUUACAUCAAAGAGUUUAUGUAUUGUGAAUUAUAAGAUGUCUAUGGAUAUAAAUAUAUAUGAAUAUACAUACGAAGUAGUCAAAGGUUAUAAAAAAUAUCUCAAAUGAGGAACUAUUACAUAUGUACUAUAUGAAAAAAUGCUCCAAUUCCCCAAUAAUGACAUAAAAACCAACUUUUACAUUACAUCUAGUAAAUUGGCAAAGAUAUAAAGAGGGAAAUAGUCCAGGUCUAGGGAGCUAGUGGAGAUGUGAACAGAUCCAACCAUCUGGGAAAGUUAAUUUAGUAUUAUGCUUUUUUUAAAAAAAAUGACUAAAAUGCCCAUACCCUUCAACCCAAAGAUCAUACUGUUUGGUAUAUGCCAAGGAUAUAUUGGGAAUGAAGGUAUUCUAAAGUUUUUUAAAAUACCAAUAAACUAAUUUAUUUUUUUAAAAAAAGGUAAAGAUAAGCAAGAAAAACAAUUGUAUACAGUUGCCUUCCAUUUUUGAGCAAGUAGAUAUUUUUUGUAGGUCACACUUUAAAAAAAAUUUUUUUAAGCCUACAAAAAAUUAAUAUCUUGAACUUCCAUUAAUGUAGACAAAAAGUUUUAUUCUCUAGCCACAAAAUUCCCUACUAUGACCCAAACCUAAUUAAAAUGUAAUUGGGAGAUAUUUAACAAAAUAAAAAUACAGUACAACCUAGAAAAUAUUAAAUUGUGUUUUUUCUGAGUCAAUAUGCUGCCUGCAAAUUUGAAUUUGAAACUAUUGGUAUGGAUAAUUCUUUCCACAGAUGCAGAUCACAAUCUCAACAUAUUACAAGAAACUAUUUUAUCAUUACUCUGAAUAAAAAUUUUAUUAUUUACUGAC